Messenger RNA from Metarhizium brunneum ARSEF 3297, 1092 nucleotides. Its product is annotated as Agmatine deiminase. Gene Ontology annotation, molecular function: agmatine deiminase activity; protein-arginine deiminase activity. Gene Ontology annotation, biological process: putrescine biosynthetic process. The record is from RefSeq and is a predicted model, not a curated record. Lineage: Eukaryota; Fungi; Ascomycota; Sordariomycetes; Hypocreales; Clavicipitaceae.
AUGUCCGGCUAUACCCUUCGCCGUCGUGCAGAGUGGACGCCUCACAGCGGCAUCAUCCUGGGCUGGCCGGGCUUGGAGGGAAUACUCAAGGACCACCCCGAGUUUCUGGCCCGAGCAACACAGGAGGUGUCCAAUAUCGCCCAGGCCGUCGCCCACUUCGAGCCCGUCACCCUCGUGGUGGGCGCCGAGCGUGUCGAAGAGGCAGAGGUGUACUUUAACGAGAUUGUGACCCCCUUCUCGAUUAAGCUGCACCACAUUCAAGGCGAUAGCAUGGAUAUCUGGAUGAGGGACAUCGCGCCCGUCUUUGUCAUCAAGGAGAAUCCCGGAGAGGGCACCCUCGCGGGUCUCGACUACAACUUCAACGGCUGGGGUGGCAAAUACCCUACGCCGACUACCCGCGAACUGGCUCGCAUUAUCCUCCGGGACCUGGGAAUCGAACGCAUCGAGACGUCAAUCGUCACAGAGGGCGGCGCCCUAGAGACCGAUGGCGAAGGGACCCUGAUACUAACAGAGAGUUCGAUUGUGAAUGAUAAUAGAAACCCCGGCAAGAGUCGCCAAGAUAUCGAGGAGGAGCUCAGACGUACUCUUGGCGUUGAAAAGAUCAUCUGGAUCCCUGGUAGAGACGGGCUCGACUCAACUGACUGCCACAUCGACGCCCUUGCCCGCUUCGCCCGCCCGGGUGUCAUCCUCUUGAGCAGGGCCAACGAGGUCGAGCCGACCGACUGGACAGUCGUCUACGAGGAAGCCCGUAGUAUCCUUAGCACUGCUAGCGACGCCAAGGGCCGUCCGUUUGAGAUUAUCGAGGUGGAGGAGCCCGACGAGGAUCUCUUUGAGCCCCCUCCCAAGGGCAUCAAGGGCGUCAAGGGCAUCGACGAUGACCGUGCUGUGCGCAGCUACGUCAAUUACUUAUUGGUGAAUGGGGGCAUCAUUCUACCUCAGUUUGGCGACCCGGCACAUGAUGCCGCGGCCAUCAGGGUUGCGCAAACCGUUUUUGGCGACGAAAGGAAAAUCUACCCCGUUCUCAUUGAGCAGCUGCCUGUGUUGGGUGGCGGUGUUCACUGCGCUACGCAAGAAAUCCCAGAAUUGCCUUGA